Trifolium pratense (red clover) is the source of this 691-nucleotide messenger RNA. Its product is annotated as DEAD-box ATP-dependent RNA helicase 3, chloroplastic-like. The transcript is spliced from 4 exons. Lineage: Eukaryota; Viridiplantae; Streptophyta; Magnoliopsida; Fabales; Fabaceae. The record is from RefSeq and is a predicted model, not a curated record. The coding region runs from base 150 to 626 and encodes 158 amino acids.
ACCCAAACGACCUUAACGCUUGCGUAUCACACAUAAGUUUCAUUUCAUCUCUACAGUACACUCACAAUUUCGCUUCUCUCUUCUCUCUUCUCUCGCACCCUAUUUCACUUCCGCUUCAUUUUUCAGGAAAGCUAGGUACUGCCAUCCUGAUGUACACGGGUAGCCAGAGGAGAACAGUUAGAUCCCUCAAGUGUGAUGUAGGAUGCAAAUUUGAAUUUGUUAACGUACCGUCUAUGGAAGAUGUUUUGGAGGCAUCUGCUGAGCAAGCUAUUGUCACACUUGAUAGAGUUCAUCCCGAGUCUAUUGCAUUUUUCACUCCAACUGCAGAGAAACUGAUUGAAGAUAAAGGAACAACUGCCCUUGCAGCUGCACUGGCACAACAAAGCAGAUUUGCCCAACCUCCGUCUUCCUGGUCGCUUAUCACCCAUGGACAGGAAUACAGGUUAAGGAAAGUUUAUAAUCAAACACAUUCCAACUCAUUGAGGUGUCUUUUAACGAACGACAAAUUUGUGAGUGCUCACAUAAGAACCAAAGUGGCAAUACCUCAUAACAACAAUACCUCCAACUCGAGGUUGGAGCACUAUCAGUCCACCACCAGUCCCUUUUGCAUACAAGUCACCAAUUGAUAAACCGUAAAUCGUCAUUUAAACCUCCUCUUGGCCAUUUCUAAUGCCGAAGAUAUCACACCCAA